CUGUAACUUAACCUGUCGUUUUUCAGUGAAGAAAAUGAUAAACACCUAACGUUCUAUUGAAGUGAGUAGCAGUAUGAAUUGUGUACAAGGAUCCGUCCCUCCCCCCGUAGCCCAUUAUUUUCUCAGGUCUGCUGUAAUCUCAUUAAAGUCACUCAGGAGACACUAAAACAGUUAAUUGUGACUACUCACCCCCCCACACACACACCCCGGCCCACCACACGCCUUUCCUCAGCAGAAAACACGAGUGCAUAGAGGCUUAAGUGCACGAGGAAGAGGAAGCAGCAGAGGAAAAAGGACACAGCAGCUCAGCACAUAGCAACGACACCGCACUUGUUUGAGCCAUCUGCAAGGAAGCCGACAAAGUCAAGGGAGAAUCUAACCUUGAGUAGGGGGACACUUAUCGGCACCUUCUUUGGACCUUGCUCCCCAUGCGUAUGCGGAGAGGCAGAGGCGACACUUGGAUCACAAGCAAAAAAGACAAAGUCCUGGGCUGCGCCUCCUCUUGUACUCCUGAAAGAUUGCAGGGCGAAGAACAGUGUGAGUCAUCCUCAGGCUUCGUUUGUAGUUCCUGGUGCUGGUGGGGAAGGCUGCUGAUAAUGAACUUUGGAAAACAUAUGGCAGGAGACCAUCUCAGAUAGCCGCAGACAUUUUGGAGAGCCAUUCGGCUUGGGCGGGUUCAGUUCCUAACCAGACGGCCGGAUUAAAAAAAAAAAAAAGUGACUGAGAAAAACCAGGAUGUCUUUUCGUCCGCUUCCAACAGAAGACCCCUCCAAUAGCCGCCCCCCAUCUCUCAAGGCCGAAGAAUUCCAGGAGUCCAUGAAGCUGAAAAAGGAGAUCUCCCUCCUCAACGGGGUUUGCUUGAUCGUGGGCAACAUGAUCGGCUCGGGCAUCUUCGUGUCGCCCAAGGGUGUCCUCAUCCACAGCGCCUCUUAUGGUCUCUCACUGGUGGUGUGGACCGUCGGCGGCAUCUUCUCCGUUUUCGGCGCGCUGUGCUACGCGGAGUUGGGGACCACCAUCACCAAAUCGGGGGCCUCCUACGCGUACAUCCUGGAGGCUUUCGGGGGCUUCCUUGCCUUCAUCCGACUGUGGACGUCGCUACUCAUCAUCGAGCCCACCGGCCAAGCCGUCAUCGCCAUCACCUUCUCCAACUACAUGAUGCAGCCCAUUUUCCCCACCUGCAUCGCGCCGUACGCGGCCAACCGGCUCCUGGCGGCCACUUGCAUAUGUUUAUUAACCUUCGUCAACUGCGCCUAUGUAAAAUGGGGAACCAGAGUGCAGGACUUCUUCACCUACGUCAAAGUCAUCGCCCUGAUUGCGGUCAUCAUCACAGGCCUGGUUAAAAUCAUGCAAGGUCACACGCAGAACUUUGAGGGCCUCUUUGAGGGCUCAUCUCAGGAUCCCGGCGACAUCGCUUUGGCUCUUUACUCGGCUUUGUUCUCUUACUCCGGAUGGGACACGCUCAACUUUGUCACAGAGGAGAUCAAGAACCCAGAAAGGAAUCUGCCGCUGGCCAUCGCCAUUUCCAUGCCCAUCGUGACGGUCAUCUACAUUUUGACUAAUGUGGCCUACUACACCAUCCUGCCCAUGAACGCCAUUUUGGACAGCGACGCCGUCGCCGUGACGUUUGCAGACCAGGUGUUUGGCGUGAUGAACUGGACCAUUCCCUUGGCGGUUGCUCUGUCCUGCUUUGGAGGACUCAACGCCUCCAUCCUGGCGUCCUCCAGGCUGUUCUUCGUGGGCUCCAGAGAAGGCCACCUGCCUGACUACCUGUGUAUGAUCCAUGUGCACCGCUACACGCCCAUCCCGGCCCUCCUCUUCAAUGGCGUCAUGGCGCUCAUCUACUUGUGCGUGGAGGACGUCUUCAGGCUCAUCAACUACUACAGCUUCAGCUACUGGUUCUUUGUGGGGCUUUCCAUUCUGGGGCAACUGUACCUGCGCUGGAAGCAGCCGGACAGGAAGAGGCCGCUGAAACUCAGCCUGGUCUAUCCCGUCAUAUUCUGCCUCCUCACCGUCUUCCUGGUCGUGGUGCCCCUGUACAGUGACACAGUCAACUCCUUGAUCGGCAUCGGCAUCGCACUGUCCGGCGUGCCCGUUUACUUCCUGUGCUGCUACACUCCAGCCCACAAGAGGCCAAUGUGGUUACGGAGGAUCAUUGCUCAGUCCGGAGUACUCAUACAGAAGGUGUGCUUCUCAGUUUUAACAGAACUGGACAUUGAUCAUGAGGAUUGAAUCCGCACGCACCAACACAAACAGGGGGCACACGCGCGUACACACGCACACACCUCGACUGGUGAAGGUUAGUUUUCGAGCUUUUUUUUCCCUCGAGAUUUUUAUGUGUGGCACUACAUGACUUGAAAGAUCUAUUUUUGGAAAUGGACUGCUUCUUUGAAAUGACAAUUAUGAUACUGUAUGUCUCUCCAACAUUGAGAGUGAUGGUGGGGCUAUUUAUAAUAAAAAUGCUGACAAAAGG
Molecule: messenger RNA, 2470 nt
Organism: Hippocampus zosterae (dwarf seahorse)
Lineage: Eukaryota; Metazoa; Chordata; Actinopteri; Syngnathiformes; Syngnathidae
Gene: slc7a7
Product: solute carrier family 7 member 7
Exons: 12
Coding region: 736-2229 (497 amino acids)
Biological process (GO): amino acid transmembrane transport
Cellular component (GO): membrane
Molecular function (GO): L-amino acid transmembrane transporter activity; basic amino acid transmembrane transporter activity
Source: RefSeq, a predicted model, not a curated record